Amoebophrya sp. A25 is the source of this 904-nucleotide messenger RNA. The record is from the annotation of a GenBank genome assembly. Lineage: Eukaryota; Dinophyceae; Syndiniales; Amoebophryaceae.
CAAGCUGGUGCUGGAACUGGAAGUACCGCAACUGGAGCUGCUGCAGCGCGACGACGUACUUCAGGAGAACUUGACUACACCAGAAACGACAAGCACCAAACUACAAGUCUCAACUUAUCUGCUGGUCCUCUCGACGACGAUCAUCUGCUUCACAAUCAUCAAGUAGGUUCCCAUCUGCAAGGCGACGAGAGUGAUGAUGACGACGAAGUAAGUGACGACAUUGUGCUGAAAAAAGGGCUUCAUCGGCUAGCGGAGAAUCGAGAUCUAGUGCUUUUCGCCUUCGCAGAAACGCAGAGCCCCUUGACCCCUUUCGUGACGAAGUAUCGGCGAAGCCUUUCUACGAAGCAUGGGUUAGACAUACAAGAGCAAACGAAUGCGCGUAUCGAGCAUCAGGAAAAGUUUGUUAUGGCUGGAGUCAGAAAGUCCGGGCGUGACCGUGAAUAUGAGUCCUCUCGUCCAUCUCAUUUCUAGCAUUCACCUCGAGAUAGUACAAGAAGACCGUUCUUGUGAUGUAGCAACAUAUAAUUUAUUAACCUCAUGUUCAUCCCUCAGUGGUAAACUACAAGAUGAGUAGCUUGUCUAAUUUGUGGGGCGGCGUAUGGCAAAGCUUCACUGCGAAACUCGCAACGAACAUCAAUGGAAAUUUGAAGACGCUUCUACUCGCGAGCAGCCGACUCUUUUACCACAAGCCACAGACUUUUUUUGGUAUAUGCCCUGAAGAAGGGCUCGGACCCCUGGUAACGAAUCCUAAGAAGGCCUUCUCAGGGAAGCUCCUCCGGCUCCGAAAGGGGCGACUAAAGAUUCUGUGUGUGGGAGCUCACUUUCCAAUAGCCAGUAUAGCGAGACACUUGGAGAAUCCGGACAAGAGAGCGGCGAUGGAAGGCUGUAAAUAUGUCAUGGCAAG